Oncorhynchus kisutch (coho salmon) is the source of this 3447-nucleotide messenger RNA. RefSeq lists its product as uncharacterized. The coding region runs from base 359 to 2905 and encodes 848 amino acids. The transcript is spliced from 12 exons. The record is from RefSeq and is a predicted model, not a curated record. Lineage: Eukaryota; Metazoa; Chordata; Actinopteri; Salmoniformes; Salmonidae. Gene Ontology annotation, molecular function: signaling receptor binding.
AGGUAUAAACGAGGCUAUACUGUGAGCUCUUCUUUAUUACCCUACAGUGUUUUUUGGCCUCUGUUACGCAGGGAGGAUGUAUGUCACAAGUGUUUCACACGCUCUUUUUUUUCUUAAAUUGAAACCACACGAACUUCCUUUUCUACCUUCCUUGUAUUGUAAUUUGCGCGUAAAGAGACAGUCAGAGGAGUUGACAGCAAUGAUGUAUAUAUUAUACACAUUGGUUUGAGAAAGAGAGGCGCGAACAUGUAGCCUAGGCGUUGUGUUGAUAAAGGUUGAGACAUUUAUCCAGGAUGAACCGUUCCAGUAAAUUGUCAUCUGAAAAACAGAAGAGAACCUGGAUGAAAUACGCAGUGCUAUGCUGACAACAAGAUGCAACUCGAGACCGGUGAGCGCAGUGGGAGAAACCAGAAUUGAAACCUGCGGUGCUUCAGUGAAGCCCCCCUCCCCACCUCAUCUGAUGGAGAGGCCGUCUUCUACAACCAGGCGCCAGGCCUGGUUCCAGACCGGUCGCCAGUGGCCUACCCUGAAAGAACAAGAUCCACAGGGACCUCCAUCCACCCACCCGUCUGUUCCACACCAGUCUGCAUCAGAGGAUGAUGUCUUCUCAGAUGGAUGCUCAGCAGGAAAGAUUGAGAGCUGGCUGCUGGGCUGUGGGCUGGAGACGGACUCAGAAAACUCUAGACAUAAUCUGACUGUUGAGUCUCUGCUGAAAUCGAAAAGUUUUGAAGAUGACCUGAGUCUGGGGGCCGAGGCUACAGUAUUAAAUGUUGAGGAAGGAGUCUCAGAACUGAGCAGCUGCCCACUGCUGUUUCCUCCACCCAAACAUCCUCACAGAGGAGUCACCACCAGUACUCCCCGCCAGAGACUGGCUCUGCCCCUUCUCCACCUGGGUCACAGUCUGGCCUCCAGUGGGCUCUCCAAAAGCACCAGUAAAGCCUCGAGUGUGUCGGAGGCCCUGCAGAUGUGUGCGGAGGAUGCAGAGGAGACUCUGUACCAGUUAGGGUUUGGUUGUGAUGAGCCUGAGGUCACGGCCCGUAUACCUAUCCGUUUCAUCAACUUCCCCUCCCAUGCCCACGGCAUCAACCUCCGCCUCUUUCUUCAGUCCCAACUGCACCGGCUCCGACAGGAGGACCCAGGACUCUCCCUGGCCAGCCGUUUCAGGCAGGUAGAGGUGCUGACAGCCAUGGCCAACGCCUUCUACUCCCUCUACUCACACGUGUCCCGCACGCCCCUCCAGAAGCUCGCCCCUCCUGAGUUCAGCUUCUCCCCCACCGCUGACGGGCAGAUCGGACGCCGCUUCAUGGGAAGUGUCCGCAGCGAACCGAGGUCUCCAGUGGAACGACUCAAGGAUACGGUUUCUAAGAUGUGCCUGUAUACUGGCUCUGGGGCUUCUGCCCGGCUGGGGUCGGACUCUGCCUGCCCCAGACCAGGACUCUCCCCCGGGCCUGGGUCGGCACCCAGGAAGAGAAGCAGCCUUCCUGACUUGGUGGGUCUGGUCCUGGAGAACACCAAAGCAGAGCCUUUAUCCAGAGACAUGGAGGAUAAUCAGGAUACAGGGGACAGUAAUGAGACGAGUGCUGCUGUGGACACGAUGGUGAGAGAUAGAGAUAGAGAGACAGAGACACAGGGACAUAGAGACAGGGAGGGGGAGCAGGGGUUGUUUUCAGAUGUACAGGAUAUGGACACUGGGGAUAGUAACAAAACGUGUGCUGUGGGUACACAUAUGUUCAUGGACAGAGAGACAGAGACACCGGGACAUAGAGACACAGUCAGGGACAAGGAGUUGGAGCAGGGAUCGUCAUCAGAUGGGGAUGGAGUUGAUUUAGAGAGAGAGCGACAUUCUGACAGAACACCCAACCUUGGGGCAUCAUCACUUUCAGAAUCGGGUCAUCAAAGAGAGCCCAGUAGUAGGAAGAAGCUGGACUUUGGCCUUAAUACUCCAAGACCGACUUGUGAAGUUGGAGAAACUCAAAACACAAUUCAUCCCACAGGCUGGGCAACAGUAGUGGCACCGGUCGCCAAGGUUACCCAUGACAUCACAGGCUGGGCAACAGUAGUGGCACCGGUCGACAAGGUUACCCAUGACAUCACAGGCUGGGCAACAGUAGUGGCACCGGUCACCAAGGUUAACCAUGACAUCACAGGCUGGGCAACAGUAGUGGCACCGGUCGCCAAGGUUACCCGUGACAUCACCCGUCCUCAGAUCGUUGAGUGUGUUCACCAGGCUCCGUACAGCAGUCAACUACAACAGUGGAAGAGUAACACACAGGCGGAGGACAUUUUGUCCUCUGAGAACUUCAGAUCUGACCGAUCCUUCACCACAUCGGACGGACUACACAAACCCAGGGAGGAUGAUUUCUUAACUACCAGUAACUCAGCCAAGAGUUUAGAGGUCACAGUAACUCCCAUGUCUAAGGUGGAGUCUAGUUUUGGAGAAACUGGAACACGGGUUGUGUCAACGUUCGUGUCUAUAGAGCUCCUUAGUUGCAGGAAGUCCCCUUGUCUUAUCACUGUUACUGAUGUGACACCACCUAGUUCUUUAGACACAGAUGCACCUGAGAUGAUUCUCCCUGCCAGUGGUGGGACCACAGUGGAGCCUCCAGCAGCCCAGUAUUAUCCAGGUGUAUGGAGGAACAAGAGGUACCUGAGUCCUCUGAAACCAACACCACUCCAGGGGCAGGUCUCCCACACUAUUCAACAGGCCAACUCCUUUGAGCUGGAGGAGGUACAGAGCGCAGGGGAGGAAGACUUCGGACAGCAAGAAACUAUAAGGUCGACAUCUUUGUCCCGGUCCACUGUCAAUCAAAACAAAGGUCUGGUGGUUCGGGGGGACAGCAUGCAAUCAGACAGUAGUGGCUACGCUGAUGACGACGUCGACUCCCCUGACAGAGAUAAGAGCUGACGAACAGGACCCUCGGGGAAAUGGACUCCGGGAACUAUUAUUUACAUGAGUCACACAAACAUAUUGAGCCACUGAAGGUACAGUCAACAGAUAGACUGUUAUUGUGAAUGACAUCAUGAAAUCAGGUGGCAUUCUGACCACACCCACUUCGACGUCACACUAGUGCUUCAAGAGUUCAACGUUGACUUCUGUUGGUUAAACGCAUUGCCCCGUAGGCAUAUUUAACACACAGAUCAAGUUUCCUCACCUGAUGCGCAGGCAUUGCCUCAACCAACAGUUGUGUGCCAGACAAUGUGGUUAGCUGACAUGUUUAAAUACUUGUCCAGGCGUUGUAAGAUCUGGCAUGAGUCUUCAGUGUAGUCGGACAGGAACUCAACCCUUCGGUUUUGAUUGUGUAGACUGUCUCGUGUCCAGUGUUUCUGUUGACAGUCAUUAAUCCAUGCUAGUGCUGUGCCUUUUGUGAAAGCCGUUAUUUAUGAAUGUUAAAAAGAAAUGUUUUAUAAAUGAAGAGAAUCAAUAAAGUGAUUUUAAUAAACAUUUUA